GCGGUCGUUUCACAUAUGAGUAUUAUCAUAUGGUGUGAUUUUUAUUUAUGUGCUCAUUUAUUAUUAUUAUUUUUUUUAUUUGGAGAUAAUAAAACGAAUCUGACGCCGAAUAGCUGCAACGAUAGUGCGACGUAUGUCACGGACCGAGAUAUGCGUACCUAAAAUAUUUACAUUUUUUUACGCAUGUGUUGCUGCCGUUUGUGUAUACUAACAACUUUAAUAAAAACGCGUGAAAUGCACGGUCGACUCGAUGUUGAUAUUUUAAUUAUAACAAUAAUUAUCAUUACUUUGAUUUAGUUUUUGGCUCUAAUUCUAAAAGUUCGAAGUCCGUGGCGUGCUCGUCGACCGCUGACAUAGUGCGAGUUCAAUGGUCGGACACGAUACAGUUUGUCAUUUGUCAACGGCGACCUGUUAGCAUAUAUUGUGCGUAUUUGUCGGUUACCAUAAUAAAAAGCUAAAGAGAAAAUAUUUUGGAAUCAUAACCAUCCAGUUGAUCCAAGCGAUGCUUUAAAAUAUUUGAGAACAAAUAAUGAGGUCGGCUGAAAAUAAGAACAUGUUUUUUGAAAAUGGAAAAUAUUCAGAUUCUAGUCUUUCAUGGGGAGAUUUAUAUCCUCAAGUAUUGGCAAGUUGUACUUCUUUAUUAAUGGUUAUUCAACCGGGAUUACAUUUAGCCUAUUCGAAUAAUUUAUUUCAUCAUAUGACAUCAUUCAAGAAUGGACAAUUCUCAUGGAUAACAAGUGUUGUAGCUUUAUGCAUACCCAUCGGAGCGCUAAUAAUCGGUCAAUUAAUGGAUCGAAUUGGCCGAAAAAAGGCUUGUAUCAUAACCUGUUUGAUAUUACUCUCAUCAUGGACAGUAGCCACAUUUAUGACUUCUGACGAAAUCUACUGGUUUUUUGCAUUCAGAAUACUUGCUGGGAUCGGUGGAGGAAUGACUACAGUCUGCAUGAUAUACGUGUCAGAAAUUAGUCACUCAUCUUACAAACAGCUCUUGUUGUCGUUGAAUAGUGUUUUCUUCUCUGGUGGGAUACUACUCUCCACUUCAAUUGUGCAGUUAGAGUGGAACAUCAUAAAUUACACGUUCAUUGGGCUUACGGUUGUUAACAUAGUACUGAUAAUCAUCAACAUGCCAGAAAGCCCGAUUUGGAUACUGAAGUUUAAAAGUCCUGAGCACGUUGACGAAGCUAAAUCAGCGAUGCAGCAACUUUACCCGCGAAAUAAACAAGUGUUCGAACGAGAAUGGGAGCGGCUGAAGUCCACGAGUUCGUGCUGCGUGGCAGUGGCCACCGGAAACUCGUCGUUCAUCGAGUCCGUGCGUUCAAAUGCCGCAGCGUAUAAACCGAUGGUCGUACUGGCCUUUCUGCUACUACUGCAGCAGCUAACCGGCGCCUACCCGUGUAUAUCUUACGCGCUGCCUGUUUUGAAACGGGUUUUGUCUGGUCGCGAAUAUUCGAUCAGCGAAAUCGAUUCAUUGACCGCGUUGGGCGCCAUACGGUUCGCGGCCGGUCUGCUCACGUGCGCGCUAUCGUUCUACGUGGGCCGCAAACCGUUGAUGAUGUUCUCGUGCGCCGGUAUGGUACUGUCCUCCGCACUGGUGAUCGUCUUCCAAGAUUUCGUCACGGGCCCAUCUACGGUCCCGUUGCCCUUGUGCGGUGUAAUGUUGUUCGUGUUCAGCAGCUCGCUGGGCGUACUCGUGUUUCCGUGGACGAUGAUAUGUGAGCUGCUGUCCACUCCUGUCAGGGCUGUCGGUGGCUGUCUGCUAGUGUCCUACACUUAUGUGAUCAUGUUCAUGGUGCUGAAGGUGUUCCCACAUGUGCUGGAAAAUCUAUCCGUGGUCGGUAUUUAUCUGUUUUUUGGCGUUACAUCCCUGCUAAUGGCCGCCUACGUGCAUUUCGUCGUACCCGAGACGCUGGGAAAGAGUUUUCACGAAAUUGAAGCCUAUUUUACGAAAAAUCUGGAGAAACCGGAUCAUAUGUGAUAAGGAUUAUAUGUUACAAAAAUAAAAUACAUACACACAUAUAUAUACCGAUACUAAUCACUCACUCACACACAUAUGUUUAUAUACGUAUUAAAUUGAGUGCGUACGAUUAUCCUAUUUACUGCUUUGUUUAAAUUAACGUAGAACUACAGAGUACCAUUAUUGUUCUAUACGAUUUGUGUAUAAUAUAUUAUAAUGUGCUCAUUA
This is a messenger RNA of Sipha flava (yellow sugarcane aphid), 2182 nucleotides long. RefSeq names its product facilitated trehalose transporter Tret1-like. Bases 530 to 1975 code for a protein of 481 amino acids. NCBI's taxonomy places the organism in Eukaryota, Metazoa, Arthropoda, Insecta, Hemiptera, Aphididae. Gene Ontology annotation, molecular function: transmembrane transporter activity. Gene Ontology annotation, biological process: transmembrane transport. The record is from RefSeq and is a predicted model, not a curated record. The transcript has 7 exons. Gene Ontology annotation, cellular component: membrane.